Molecule: messenger RNA, 538 nt
Organism: Solanum dulcamara
Lineage: Eukaryota; Viridiplantae; Streptophyta; Magnoliopsida; Solanales; Solanaceae
Product: protein NOI4-like
Exons: 3
Coding region: 103-327 (74 amino acids)
Source: RefSeq, a predicted model, not a curated record
UCCCUUUUUCUUGUGAAAAAAAAAAAGAGAAAUUGAUUUUUAAAAAAUACAUUAUCAAAUCAAUCAUAUCAAGAAAAAAAAUUCUCUACAAACUCCAAAUUCAUGGGGGAAGCAGGUCGACCACUUCCAAAAUUUGGUGAGUGGGAUGUCAAUGACCCAGCUUCAGCUGAGGGGUUCACGGUAAUCUUUAACAAAGCUAGAAACGAGAAAAGGUCAGGUGGCAAGUCUGACUCGACACCAAAGAGUAACUACAAGCAUACAGCAACGCUUGGGAAGCCUCAAUCUAAGAAAUGGUUCUGCUGCUUGCGGUCUGGCGCUGCUGAAUGAUGAACUCUGUUUGCUCCUAGACACUGCAAUGGGACCUGAUGGAAUAAAACUGUCAUUUAUAAAUAACUGAAAUUACAGUUUUUUGCUACCAGAACAUAUUGCUUCAUCUGUGCUUGACUUUUUUCUAAUCUCGAGUUUGUUAUUGCUACAAUUAGUCGUAUCUUCCCAUUUUCUUACCAAGCCUAAGGAGGGUGGUGUUUGUUGUCAUGAC